AUGAGCGAGUAUACCUUUGUCGCAAACAACAACCUCCCUCAGGGGACUCCCAGUCCCUCCAUGAUCGUCACCCUUCGCGAGCAGCGGAGUCCUAUCUCACCCCCGUCAACCCUCUCACCACCAGCGCAAACGCCUCCAGCCCCGAGAGAACCUUCGACAGCCCAGACAAGCCAGAGCCAUGACACGCCCCGCCCUUCCCACAUGCAGUCGGUCUUCUCCUCCCAGACGGGGGAGGCCUACCGGUCACAGCAGCACUCGACACAAGUGUGGGAGUCCCACAAGGAGGAAAUACGGCGGCUAUACAUCGAUGAGAACCGCCCGCUGAAGGAAGUCAUGGCCAUCAUGCGCCAGAAGGGCUUCAGAGCGACCGUCCGCAUGUACAAGUCGCGCUUCGACAAGUGGGGGUUCAGCAAGAACAACAGCAAGCGCGAGGUCGUCACCAUGCUACAGUUACAGCGGGAGCGCAACGCCCUCGGCAAGCGCACCGCAUUCCACCGCAACGGCCGCGAGGUCGCCAUAGACGCCUACCUCAAGCGGAAGGGGAUAUCGCAGUACGAUCUCGCCGAACCGGGCAUGCCCGAGCGACUACCGCAGCAUCUGCGGUGCGUCACGCCGCCGCCCGAGACACCCAUCUUGAUACCGGCCGGGGGCGCGCUGUCGCUGCAGGAGUUGGUGCUGCAGUGCGCGAGGGACCUAGCGUGGAACUCAUAUUGCGCACCCGAUCUCCCACUCGUCACCCCCACAGCCAUCUACCGCGGCGAUGCCGUCCGCUGCGCCAUCACCGACCUCACGAACGCCGACUGGCUCUUCAGCGAAGGACACUACGAGCGCGGUGGCGCCAUGUGCGAGCAAGGCUUCAAGUCCCUGCAUCUGAUGGUACAAAGACCCAGCAUCUACGGUCUCCUGCACCUGCUGCUCUUCCACCUUGAUGCCAAAAACCGCGCCGUUGCCAAGGAGGUGUGGCGGUACCUGGCUGCGUACAGCGCGACGGUGCGGUCGGACGGGCCCCUGGCGCGCCUAUUCCAGGGUAUCUUCCGCUUCCUGAGCUCGCACGACCACGAGGAGUACUGGGACUUCCUGUUCGCGUGCGUGGAGAAGCUGCUGCUCAUCGACGACGAGGCGCAAUCGGGCCUACCCGAGGGGACCAUCGCGAGGCUUUAUCCGCUCAUGUUCAUCCCGCGCGCCUACCAAUAUAACCCAGAACCGUACCGGCGACUACAGAGCCGCUGCGACUUGACGCGCCUGCAGACGGGGAAGGCUCCCCAGCUAGCCGAGGAGCAGACUGUAACCCAGGCCAGCGCGCUCCUCGUCAUCGGCACACAGCGCCGCUGGCAGGGCGAGGAGGUUAUGCAGCUGGCCGAGGCCGUGCUCGAAAACACGAAGAACUUCACGUACAAUGUCGACUUUUUCGUGUACAUCGCGCUCCGGGCCAUGGCGCACUACCACCGGGGCUUUUUCGACGCGGGCGACCCGAGCACGAUAGGGAAGCAUGAGCUCUCGAUACAGUAUCUGGAGAGGACGUGCCAGCUUAUGGAGGGCAAGUGGGACCCGGAUUUGGGAUAUUUCCUCGGCGACCUCGAACUGCUUUCGAAGUGGCAUCGUGAGGCUGGUGAUGUGCAGAUGGCGGACGCGGCGCACGUGAGGUGGCGGAAUGCGCUGCAGGCGAUACCGACCAAAUGGGAAAGGGGCAAGCAAGGGAUCCUGUUUUGA
Anthostomella pinea is the source of this 1710-nucleotide messenger RNA. Lineage: Eukaryota; Fungi; Ascomycota; Sordariomycetes; Xylariales; Xylariaceae. The record is from the annotation of a GenBank genome assembly.